CGCCGCAACGCUCCGACCACCUUCUCCGCGCAUGCCGCGCCCCAACCCCCCGCCAUGGAGGGCUUCGACACCAUCACCAUGUCCUACUUGGCCCCGACAAUGCCGCUGUCCAAUGUAACCGCCGCCGACCUGCUGCCGCUCGACUCCUCCCUGGCCGACGCCCACUCCAACUUUGACGCCGAGACGUUUGCGGGGUACCAACCACCACCACCACCACCACCCACCACCCACCAUCCUUUCAAAUGCUAACCCGCGCUACGACCAGGAGUGAGGAUGCUGCCUACUUGCACCCGCGCCAGCCGCCGCCGCCGCUCAAGCGCUUCUCCACCACCUACGACGACCCUUUUUCCGAUGCCCUCAGCGCCUACGACGGCCAGCCCCAGCCCUCGGAGCAGACUGCCCCCGAGAGCCCCAACAUCGAGCGCGACAACAAGCUGCUCGGUUUCUCGCCCCCCACCUUCCCCUACACCAUCCUCGACUAUGCCUACCGUCGGACCUCCGUCUCCCUUUCCGCCCAGCUCCGCGGCAUGUUCUUCCUCGCCGAGUCGCCAUGGGCCUCGACCGGCGACGCCGCCGCCCCACCCACCGAGCUGACGUGCUACCGCCGCAAUCUCUUCCAGAUCACGGGCACCAUCACCCUGCCGCGGGCCCUGCAAUACAUCAUGACGGAGCAAGGCGAGCAGAUCCCUGUGCUGGCCCAGGAAUUGACCAUCUCGGCUACCGAGUCGGUAGAGGGAAACCCGGUGAAGAUCAUCUCUGUGCCAUGGAAGACCCCGGCAAGCAGCACCCAAAUUCCAGAGGACAAGACGGAGAAAGAACCGCCUUCCAUACCGCUGGACCUGUCCAACGGACACGAGCUCGACUCGGAAUUUGUGAGCUUUCCGAUCGCAUGGAAGAGGCUGCAGUUUCGGAUCGCGACGGCGAACAACGGGCGGCGGAAGGAGCUGCAGCAGCACUUUGUGGUCCGCCUCAAGGUCAUGGCCACUCUCACGACCGGGCUGAGGGUUCCUAUCUGCGAGGUCCAAUCGGGUGCCAUCAUCGUGCGUGGCCGCAGCCCGAGGAAUUUCCAGUCGCGCAAGGAUUUCCCCAUCAGCGGCGGCAGCACCGCUCGCAAGUCGCAUGCCCCGCCUCAGCCCACCCGCGCCUCGACGGGCGAGCCUAACCACAGUCAUCACAAGCGGGAUCCUUCAACAGCCACGACGGUGGAGAUUCCUCAGAUGCCAUUCCAGUUCGAUCCAAAUGAUACCCUGGUAUCACCCGAUUUCUUCGAAUGGAAGAUACCGACUGGUCAGCCCGGCGCCAUGACCGCCAUCCCACCGGCGCCCGCCUCCUACAGCAUGCCUGUGCCACCACCCUACGCCCAGUCGAGCCCGGAUAUGUCGCGCCACAACCAGCAGCCACGACCCUCGCUCUCCCAACCCAUCAGCCUGUCCCUCACCGACGACGAGCCAAAGAAGGUCGAAUCGCCCGCUGAGGGCUCCAAGAAACUGCCGAAAUUAUCACAGGUACCAGCAAGGGCACCGUCGUUUUCAUUGAAUUUGAUCAGCAGCCCGGACGAGAGCGCAGAUCUGCUGUACGAAUAUUUCCCGCUCGGCCUGGACGACUGGAUGCCGCCCGUCGACGCCGUGUACAGGCCGCACGUGGUGCAUCACAUGAACCUGCCGCAGGAUCCCAAGGCCAUGGCAGUGAAGAACAGGAGCAAGAGAUAUUUCUCCGAGUCGUCACCAUAAGGCGACAGCCAACCAGCCAGCCCUUGCAAAGUUAAAUGAUAUUUCGGAGACUCCUCCGGGUCCCAGUUGUGCGGAUUUUGCUUGGAGCCGUGGUGCGAUAGGGAGUCGCCCGGGGAAGCAAGGGAAGAAGCGCGCAUUCUCUACGCAGGCAGCAUUAAGCUCAGCGCAAAUUUGCGCGACGGUUAGUGGGAAAUAUGGGC
Molecule: messenger RNA, 1930 nt
Organism: Aplosporella prunicola CBS 121167
Lineage: Eukaryota; Fungi; Ascomycota; Dothideomycetes; Botryosphaeriales; Aplosporellaceae
Exons: 1
Coding region: 243-1730 (495 amino acids)
Biological process (GO): positive regulation of transcription by RNA polymerase II; meiotic cell cycle
Cellular component (GO): nuclear chromosome
Molecular function (GO): DNA binding; DNA-binding transcription factor activity
Source: RefSeq, a predicted model, not a curated record